Messenger RNA from Quercus lobata, 1539 nucleotides. RefSeq lists its product as uncharacterized. Gene Ontology annotation, cellular component: membrane. The transcript is spliced from 10 exons. Gene Ontology annotation, biological process: protein ubiquitination. The record is from RefSeq and is a predicted model, not a curated record. NCBI's taxonomy places the organism in Eukaryota, Viridiplantae, Streptophyta, Magnoliopsida, Fagales, Fagaceae. The coding region runs from base 347 to 1135 and encodes 262 amino acids. Gene Ontology annotation, molecular function: zinc ion binding; ubiquitin-protein transferase activity.
CCUCUCUCUCUCUCUCUCUGUGUCUCACACACACAGAGCCGUACUAAGAGAAAGAGAAAGAAAAAAAAAAUCUGUGUUGUUGUUGUUAAUCUUUAGAAAUGUUUGUUUUUAGUUUUGAGAAGUAGUAAUACUAAUAAUAUUAUUAUUAUUUGGGUUUGCUUUGGUGGGUUGGUUUCAUUGUUUGUGAUUGUUGUUGUUGAUGUUAUAAACAAGGACACUCAAUCUCUUGCUUCGUUUCAGCAAAUAGAAGAAGGGAAGCAAGGAAAAGAUUGCUGCUUUCUUCUCUUGCAGAAGAUCCUAUUUCCAUUCUUCUCCGAUUCCUAUCAUGAUUUGACUGCAACAAAGGAUGGGGGAUCACUUUGUAUUAUUGAUGGAUCGGUUACUCACUGAAUCUACUCUUGAAGCUGCUAUUGAGAGUGAAAAACUGUUGCAGCAAGCCAUGCCCUCAGCAAGCAAAGAUUAUUCAAGUUCUUCCCACAGGAUCGAUUUCAAAACCAGUUUAUCUCCAAGUAAAUUGGUAGAGUGUAAGAUUUGCCAUGAUGAGGAUGAAGAGUCAAACAUGGAGACACCCUGUUCUUGCUGUGGUAGCUUGAAGUAUGCUCACCGUAAAUGUGUACAAAGAUGGUGCAAUGAGAAGGGAGACACUACCUGUGAGAUCUGCCUCCAGCAAUUUAAGCCGGGUUAUGCAGCACCUCCUCCGUUUCACUAUGCUGGUAGUCCAAUCAACUUCAGGGGAAAUUGGGAGAUUUCCAGAAGGGACCUGAACAACCCUCAAUUUAUAGCUAUGGUUGCUACUGAUCGUGAAUUUCUGGACAAUGACUUUGAUGAGUAUUCAUCUCCCACUUCAAGGAGCCUAAUAUGCUGCCGUUUAGUUGCUAUAAUUUUUUUGGUUCUUCUGGUUUUACGUCAUAGUCUACCGAUCAUAAUCAGUGGAGCUGGAGAAUACUCAUUAACAUUGUUCACGUUACUCAUGUUGAGGACCAUUGGGAUUCUUUUGCCAAUCUACAUCAUGGUUAGAGCAUUCACUGCCAUCCAGCGUCGAAGAAACCUUCAGGAUCCUCAUUUCUCCCUUGCCACGUCAGAUGAGGAAAACAACUUACCACAGUAUCAAUCACGUGUUAUUCAUGUUCUGUAACUCUGCAGCUACCUAUCUUGCCUGAACAAAUCCAGAAGCACUCGUGCAUACGGAAACAUUUGCUUUGUGGGGUGUACCAAAAAGGAUAUCCACAUUCAGAUUUAUAAAGCCAGGCUGAAGAUAGUUGUAACCGCAGAAGCUCUAAUCCUUGGUGCAAUAGUGCCACCUUUACCUAAUAUUCAAGACGCAUCCUUAGAUCCUAGAUCAAAAUAUAAAAGAAAAAUCCAUCUUAUAGCAAUGUUUAUAUUAUACAGUAUAGUUAGCAGGAAAGCCAACUGUAUAUGAUAGUGCUGCUUGCAGAAAAUGAGAAGCCAAAAUUAAAGUUGAGUAUAAUGUUCAAAAAAGAUGGUAAAAUUAUUAAAUGAUUAAUACUAGCAUGUGGGAGUGCUAGUAAACUUCACACA